Messenger RNA from Seriola dumerili (greater amberjack), 3176 nucleotides. It is a transcript of the gene lmcd1, whose product is annotated as LIM and cysteine rich domains 1. Bases 534 to 1646 code for a protein of 370 amino acids. NCBI's taxonomy places the organism in Eukaryota, Metazoa, Chordata, Actinopteri, Carangiformes, Carangidae. The record is from RefSeq and is a predicted model, not a curated record. Gene Ontology annotation, molecular function: zinc ion binding. The transcript is spliced from 8 exons.
ACAGUACAGCUGUUGUUUUUAAGACCAUAAAUCUCCCUCAUUACUGCCAGUCUGCUGAUAUAAGGUCUACAGCUGCAGGCACCUGUAGAAUUUAACAAAGUAGAGUGAAUUUCCCGCUCAGCAGAAGCAGAGGUGAAUGAGGGAACUGCUGUUUCGCUGUAAGGCAGAAAACGCUGGGAGACAAAUCAGUUUCCCUUCAGCGGCAUGUUGGAGCAAAAUCAGGAGGUGAAGAAACCUGCUCAGUUCAUGUUGCAGAGGGUGGAGAAGGAGUAGCUGGCAAGCAGACAAAUCUGGAGGGAAGAGUGGAGGAAAAAAGACUGAAGAGGAAAAAAGGGGCACAGCUUAAGACGAGAAAGACGGUUAAAUUGCAGUGGGCUGUGGAGAGCCGGCGGAGCAGAGCGGCGGCAGGAGCGACUGUGGGCGGGGAGAGAGGAAGUGUGGUCGACAGGAGAGGAAUUUAAAGUCCCCAUUGUUCUGGAAGAGCAGAGGCAGAGAGAGCAGAGGAGCCAAACGGCCGACAGACGCUGGACAACAUGGACGUGACCUCAGCCAUGGCGAAGAUGUCUAUGAAGCAGAGUGCAGGAGGAGCAGGAGGUGUAGCAGCGGUGUGUCUCAUAUGUAAAGAGAGCUGCUCUGGAUUUCAGCCACAUUCUUGGAGGAAAGCCUGUAUGGCCUGCGGCUGCAGCACGGUGGACCACGCUCUUGGAGGUGAUCUCGAAGAUGACCAGCGGAUGGGACGCCUGCUCGCAGACUCACCCUGCUCCCAUUUGACAGCGAAGGUUAAAGGAGGUGGCGGCCUUCGCAUGUACAAGAGGAACCGCAUGAUUGUGACAAAUCCAGUGGUGUCGCGCAAAGACCCGACCUUCAACACCACGACCUACGACUGGGCGCCGGCCGGCCUCAACCAGAAACUGGCCAUGCAGUACAUGGAGCUCAUCCCAGAGAAUCAACGUCCACUCUCAGGGACGAAUGGAGCAUUGGAGCGACACAGGCACCUCCUCAGCCAGCUCCCAGUCUACGAUCAGGACCCCAUGAAGUGUCAGAGCCUGGCCAGUGAGGAGGAGAUUUCCUCAAUGCUGCUGUUUGUGAAGCACUACAAACAGGAGGUGCUGGGAGUCGGGGAGGUGGCCUUACCUGGUGAGGGCGGAGCUCUGGGGGACGCAGCCGUUCAAAGGACAGCAAAGGAAGCCAAGGAUCGCAGCAACAGCGACAAGAAAGACGCUCUGGAGCGCCAGGACACCAGCUCGACCAAUAGCAGCGCCUCCUCCGCUACUGGUUCCACUAACGGCACGGACGAAAGCGUUAAGACUGAAUAUCGGUGUACUGGUUGCCAUGGUGAGGUUGACAAGGAGAGUCCAGCUGUUUACGCUGAGCGCGCAGGUUACCAUAGCGCCCUGUGGCAUCCAACCUGCUUCGUAUGUUCAGAGUGUGGCCAGGGAUUGGUGGACCUGGUCUACUUCUGGUCCAAUCAGAAACUGCUGUGUGGACGACACUACUGUCAGACGGUUUGGCCGCGAUGCUCAGGCUGUGAUGAGUUGAUCUUCUGCCAGUCUUUUCACUCGGCGAAAGACGGACAGACGUGGCAUCAUCAUCAUUAUUGCUGCUGGAAGUGCGGACAAAACCUGGAAACACCCUGCCAGCACUGAGACACAAUAUGAUGUUCAGUUUUAAGAAGUUUUAGCACUGCUCAAAAACACAAUGACAAGAUGCUUCAGGUACAGUGAAGCAGUAAAAACAUUAAUACAGUAAAUCUUAUUAAUAUUGACUGUGGUUGGUUCGCUUGUUUUACAUUAAACAAAAGAAAGAAGUAAUGAAUAAAUAACACGGAAUAAGUAGACAAAAUGUCCAGUUGAUAUAUUUGUGUUUAAAAUACUUAAGACAUUUAGCUGACGUUGAAAUACUCAAAGACUUGUUCAGCUGAGCCCUACUGGUGUUUCAAGUACUUAACGAAAUUUUUAGUUGACACAAAAGUGUUUAAAGUACUUAAAGACACAGUUUGUUGAUUUAUUAGCACUUAAAGUACUGACAGUAACGGGAGCCAGAUGUGCUGGUUUCAGCCUCGAGUGUUGCAGAAACAAACAGCAGCUCACAGUACGGAGGACCAGGCCUGACAAUUUAGGAAACUGAUGAGUAAAUUAACAAAUAAGAUGGUAUCAGUGUAGAUUUGUGUUUCACUUGUUGACAUUUACUUCAGGCACAAAUAAUCUUAUUGGUUAACUUAGACCUCAGAGAACUGGACAGGUAGAAGGCUGGAAAACUAACUAAUUAGUAAUUACUAGUGCUCUGCUGAAUUUUUUUUUUCUAGAUUUCAACCCUCUGCUUUUCAGUAGUUGUACUAAUUGUGCAAGUUGAAAGUUUUAUUUUACUACCAAAAGUGUAAUUGUCUUUAGUUUCUUGUCCUUUAUGUUCAGUCAAACUGCAGACUCAUUAUGCUUUUAGACUCUUUCAUGAUCAUUGAUCUCUGCUGCUGCUGAAUGCUGCUUUGUGUUAGUUGUAAUCCUGAUAAACUUUUGUAUUUUGGUUAAAAAGGUGUUAAAAAAAAAAGAAUAUAAUCCUAUCGGUCAAAGAAGAGAGUACGGUGUAGGAGAGAAAAGUUUCUGGCUGCAAAAAUCCCUAAAAACAAGUUGGCCAGAAAUAAAAUCUUCCCUAGACAGAAGCUAAUUAAGCUAAUUAGCUUUACUUUUGUUCCAUUAAAUAAAAUUAAUCAAUGCAAUCACAUAGCAUAACAUCAUCUAACAUCUGCUUGUGUUUUUUUAAUCCGUCUCUUACUUUUUGAAUGGAUUGCUGCUAGCAAAAUGCUAAUCGUUCAGAAACAGAGAUAAUAUACAGUUUGACGUGAUUAGCUAAAUAUGUAGCAUAUAGACAAUACUGUUCAAUACAAUGUUAUUGUAGAAUAUAGUGAUAUCAAAUUGAAUAUUGAUAGUUGUUGUCAUGUCUGUGUAUCCAGUAUGAAGUGUUUAGCCUAGCUUAGCAUAAACAUUGGAUACAGGAGGAAACUGCUAGCCUAGCCUAGCUCAGUCAGUUAUGAGAUGUUACACCUUAAAUGUACACAAAGAGAUGAGAUGUCAAUCUUUCUCUGGGUAAGAUGACAAACAAGGAUUUCACAAAAUCCGCUCUGUGAAGGAAAUUUAUUUUUUGUUGAAGUUUUUGCAGAAAUAAAAAAAUAUCACAAACUG